Messenger RNA from Euleptes europaea (tarantolino), 1145 nucleotides. RefSeq names its product phosphoribosyl pyrophosphate synthetase associated protein 2 (gene PRPSAP2). The transcript has 10 exons. Lineage: Eukaryota; Metazoa; Chordata; Lepidosauria; Squamata; Sphaerodactylidae. The record is from RefSeq and is a predicted model, not a curated record. Gene Ontology annotation, cellular component: cytoplasm; ribose phosphate diphosphokinase complex. Gene Ontology annotation, biological process: purine nucleotide biosynthetic process; 5-phosphoribose 1-diphosphate biosynthetic process. Bases 24 to 1133 code for a protein of 369 amino acids. Gene Ontology annotation, molecular function: ribose phosphate diphosphokinase activity; magnesium ion binding.
GCGGGAAGACAAAGCAGGAUUUGAUGUUUUGUCUGGCACCCAAUGGAAUAGGACCCAUCAUGAACGUGACCAAGGGCGGGCUGGUGCUGUUCUCGGGCAAUUCGAACCCGUCAUGUAUGGAGCUAUCGAGGAAAAUUGCUGAGCGCCUCGGAGUGGAGAUGGGGAAAGUCCAAGUUUACCAGGAGCCCAACAGAGAAACGAGGGUACAGAUCCAAGAAUCCGUGAGGGGGAAAGAUGUCUUCAUCAUCCAGACGGUGUCCAAGGACGUGAACACGACUAUCAUGGAACUCCUGAUCAUGGUCUACGCCUGCAAGACUUCCUGUGCCAAAAGCAUCAUCGGUGUGGUCCCCUACUUCCCGUACAGCAAGCAGUGCAAGAUGCGGAAGAGGGGCUCCAUCGUCUCCAAGCUGCUGGCCUCGAUGAUGUGCAAAGCGGGUCUGACUCACCUGAUCACCAUGGACUUGCAUCAAAAAGAAAUCCAGGGCUUCUUCAACGUUCCGGUCGACAACCUGAGAGCGUCGCCAUUUUUACUGCAGUACAUCCAAGAGGAGAUUCCAGACUACAGGAAUGCUGUGAUUGUGGCCAAAUCCCCCGCCUCUGCAAAGAGGGCGCAGUCGUUCGCAGAGCGUUUGCGGCUGGGGAUCGCUGUCAUCCACGGGGAGGCCCAAGAUGCCGAAUCGGACCUGGUGGACGGACGCCAUUCGCCCCCCACCGCCAAAAACGUUGCGGCCAUUCACCCUAGCUUAGAAAUCCCGAUGCUGAUCCCAAAAGAGAAACCGCCCAUCACAGUCGUCGGAGACGUAGGAGGAAGAAUAGCCAUCAUCGUGGACGACAUCAUUGACGACGUGGACAGUUUCCUGGCUGCCGCCGAGACGCUCAAAGAGCGAGGGGCCUACAAGAUUUUCGUCAUGGCCACCCAUGGCCUCCUUUCCUCAGACGCCCCCAGGUUGAUAGAGGAGUCUGCCAUUGAUGAGGUGGUGGUCACCAACACCAUCCCGCACGAGAUCCAAAAACUCCAGUGCCCCAAAAUUAAGACUGUGGACAUCAGCAUGAUCCUGUCGGAGGCCAUCCGCAGAAUCCACAACGGGGAGUCCAUGUCGUACCUUUUCCGAAAUAUAGGCCUAGACGACUAAUGGCGCCUCGGG